UGUGCCUGUGGGUAGACACUUAUAUGUCCUGGGAGAUUUCCGGCUUUGUAAAGGCGCCCGCGGGGAAGAAGCGGCUCUCAGCGGCAGAGGAGGAGACGGGGUCGUGAAAGGGCGCGCAGAAAGAAAGUGUCAGGAGCAGGGCAAAAGCGGCACUUCUUGCGCCCCUGGUCGCCGCCACGCACGCCCCCGGUCGUGAUGAGCCACCUGCGCGCGCCGAGUGCGCCCAGUGACUGGGCUGACAGCGGCAGGGAUUUUGGGCCGCAACAGCAGCAGCAGCUGGAAGACAACCUCCUCUUGGGAGAAGAGGCAGCGGCGGCAAGUCGGGGUGGCGCCUUCCCCUCCUCCUGGUUGGGUAUCUGCUGCCCAGGCCGCCUCUCCUCGUCCCCCAGGUAUCUGCUUUCGGGAACAGCUGAGGGGGAGGAAGAGGAGGCUGAAGAGGAGGAGGAGGAAGAAGAAGAGGAGGAGGAGGAGGAGCUCUUGCGGGCUGGUGCCACCGAGCGCGUGAGCGGCCGGAGUUUGAACAGUUCCUCCGGGAAGCAGCUGUGCGCGCUUCAGCAGCCCCAGCAGCCCCGUCACCACCGCCAUCCUCAGGCUGGUAGUGCCCCCUGCAAGACGCCGUUGCCGCCCCCGCCACGGCUCCGCUCACCCUGCCCCGCCGUCGGGGGCAGCGCUCUUCUCCGCCAGGGCUCCCAGGUGAACGGCGUACAGAGGCAGCGGCGGCGGGGGGCAAACGCUCGGGAGCGGCGGCGGAUGCACGGGCUGAACCACGCUUUCGACCAACUGCGCAAUGUCAUCCCCUCCUUUAAUAACGACAAGAAGCUCUCCAAGUACGAAACACUGCAGAUGGCACAGAUCUACAUCAGCGCCCUAGCCGAGCUGCUGCACAGCCCGCUGCCUCCCGAGAGCGCCCCCUGCGGCAAGGGUCCUUCUCUUCCCCCCACUGGCCAGACCUACGAGCGCGCGCCUUGUACCCCCCCAGGAGGGGGCGCGCUGCAGCCCCAGCCGCGGGCCCAGGUUGCGGGCCACGGCAGGACGCGUUUUUCCCUAGAGUCGCCGGGGGCUGCGGGGACAGGAGGAGGCUACCCGGUGCAGCCAGACCCACUGCAUUUCCCCUCCUUCACGGACGGCGCCCUUCUGGGGCAGAAAGCCCCCUCGCCGGGCCAGCUCCUCCAGCCGGCUGGCCAGCAGCCACAAGAGCGAAGAAAAACCUCGCCGCCAGCCCACCGCAGCGACGGGGAGCUCUCGCCUCGCUCGCAUUACAGCGACUCCGAUGAGGCCAGCUAGGCGCGCGCGCCGCUGCACGGGACCAAGCGGCAGGGGCGGGAGGCGGCUUCGGGCUGCUCUCCAGAUCUACGCUUAGCUGGACACGAUGGGGAACAGAGGUGCUGGGCAGACGGGUUGUCAGAAGACUCUCUGGCGUUUAGAGGGCAGCAGGAUCAUGGCCAAAGGAAGACUAGCCUCAUCAACCUUUCAAAAGUGAGAGACUGCGAACGAAAGAGUUUGGGGAAUUUGUUGGGCGAGACUCCGUUGGC
Molecule: messenger RNA, 1532 nt
Organism: Python bivittatus (Burmese python)
Lineage: Eukaryota; Metazoa; Chordata; Lepidosauria; Squamata; Pythonidae
Gene: ATOH1
Product: atonal bHLH transcription factor 1
Biological process (GO): sensory organ development; axon development; positive regulation of transcription by RNA polymerase II
Cellular component (GO): nucleus
Molecular function (GO): DNA-binding transcription factor activity, RNA polymerase II-specific; protein dimerization activity; E-box binding
Source: RefSeq, a predicted model, not a curated record